Etheostoma cragini (Arkansas darter) is the source of this 3353-nucleotide messenger RNA. RefSeq names its product protein INSYN2B (gene insyn2b). Gene Ontology annotation, biological process: inhibitory postsynaptic potential. The coding region runs from base 353 to 2203 and encodes 616 amino acids. The transcript has 3 exons. Lineage: Eukaryota; Metazoa; Chordata; Actinopteri; Perciformes; Percidae. Gene Ontology annotation, cellular component: postsynaptic density. The record is from RefSeq and is a predicted model, not a curated record.
AACCCGGACUACCCAGAGAAUCCAUCUAACUCAUCAUCUGCGUGCCAUUGUUUGGAGACAGAGAAAACCCUUGACAGUGAUGUCCAAUCAGAAGUAGCUAAUCUAGUAAGGAGGUCAUUAAUGUAAGGACAUUAAGGGUUUGAAGCCUUAUUGGAUAUUGGAUUCCUGUCUCCAGCUUUCAAAUACAAACUCUCUCACACUCCCUCACAAACACGCAAAUUCAUUUGGGUAAACAAAAGCUGGAAACAUUCCCGCUGUUUAUUGGAUAUAAUCCUGCUGACGUUGGCUGAUAUCAAUGCUGCCCUCCAACCUGUUCAGCUCCUCAGGGGGCUGAGCCAACCUGCCGAGGAGUAUGGGCAGAAGGGUGGCUGACCCAACCAAUCCGGUGCCUGCGCUGGGGGUGCCUCUGGCUGGGGGGCGAUGGGGGCCGCUGUGCAGUGUUGGGGUGCAAACAUCUCCCGGACUGCGAACUCUCCCUUCCAUCAAACGACACGGCAGCCAACCAACAAACACACAUCGGCCACUCACCAUGCCAACAGACAAGACAACAACAGUGGAGACAGGGGGAGUUAUUAGAAGUGACAGCAACAGUCUGCCAGUGUCCAAGGAGACAUCUCAGAACGAGAUCAACAGCCUGACACAGGACGACAUGGGGUCACAGGGCUCAGGCAGCGGAGUUUACUGCCAGAUCAAAACUACACGGACAAACCCCAAGGACACAAGAGAUAAAAGGACAGCUCGGUACACAAAUGGCAGUGUGGUAGCCUCUGAAGUUGUGGGAGGGGUUUGCACUGAGGCCACAGAAGGUAAGGAGCCGGCCCAAGAGAGGAGGAGGGUGCAGUCUCUACGUGGUGAGGGCCAUCGCACGGUAUUAAAGACGGGGAGCGUUUGUACCACUGUGCACGCCACCCCACCGCGGCCCUGUCGAGUGAUGGCAUCUUCCUCCCCCAGCCUUUGUGGGACAUGCGGGAGGAGACGAUCACAGAUUACACCGUGCACGGGCGCAUGUCGCAGGAAGGCUGUCAAUCAAAUAACAGCCAGCCAGACUUUACCUAAUCCGCCUCGGAAACCUUCUGUGGCUCCCAAGCAGUCAAGAAAAGAAUCUGCUCUGGACUCUCAACCUUGCACAAAAAACACAGACACAGCAAACAUCUCCACGCACACAUCAGUACAUACUUCUCGAAUACCACAGCUGUCACACACUAUGCCAAAAACACACAGCUCACAUUCCAACCCCAAAUCACACACCCUGAACAAAACACAAGAGUCAAAGCAGCGGACAAGGCCACAUUCUGCAGAAUUUACUCAAUGCAAGGACUCAGCAACGCAAACAACAGACACACACAUGCACAACAACACAGACAGGACAACAGCUACCACACAUACACAACAACAACAACAACACACACCAUCUGCAGAUGCAAUAGAGACCCUUUCAACUGACAAACACAAGUAUGACUUUGCUAAAAGCCAGCACACUGACGAACACACACAUCAACAUACAUUAGACCGUAUCACUUCUAAACAUCCAGAUCCUUCCCUUCACAGUGACUUAAAAUCUACCAACACCCCGCCUCUCCCACCAAAAAACUCUCCUAAACCCAAUCAUUCCAAACCAGCCACACCUGUAGCGCAAACCAAAAACAAAGACGAGACAACAAACGAUCCCAAACAAAUAUCCUCAGAACGGGUCAAACUCAAGGACUAUGUAAAACAGGAGAGCAAAUCCUUUGACGACCACACUCUGCCUUGUAAGACUCACAUGAAAGCACAAUGUAAUGGGGCUCCAGGGGGGUUGUUGGGUGCACCCGCGGGGAACGCACCACACGGGCUGGAGAGGCAGUUGCAAAGUGUGGAAGAGAACCUACAGUCCAAUCAAGAGAAGAUCAAGGUGCUUCUCAACGUCAUUCAAGACCUGGAGAAGAGCAAGGCCCUCAGCGAAGGUCGCAGCUCAUACAGAACUGGUCAGGACAUUAACAACUGCCCCACCUGCCAGAAGACAGCCUGCAUCAUCUACAGUGUGGAGCAUGAUUUCCGACAGCAGGAGGGACGCUUCCAGGGUGUUAUGGAGGCCUUGGAGGGGGAGUAUGAUGUGCCUGCACCCACUCUUACCAAGCCCACGCCAGCCCCUUCCUCCUCCAACCGUCCCAGCACCAGGGCCCGUGUCAAGAAACUCCGCAAAAAGUGUUUCUGGUGGCUUUAAGAUUUUGAAAAACCACAACGGCCCUUCUGCCAACAUGGCAAAAAAGGGAUGAUUUUGUUUCAGGAAUAUACAGGCCCCAACGUUGUGGAAUAAAGCAUCUCUCCAAUGGGUGUGUAGUGUGGGAGUGUUGUGUUUUUAAGUGUCAUUAAAAUUAGUGGUGGCAUUUUCAGAGCUCCAUCCAUGUAAAUGGCACUUUUUCCACAGUAGUACUCAGUACUCAGACAGAUAUCAAGAACAGGAUCACCAUCAUCUUCUCUCAGUGUGAUUCACUUUUGACUCAAGUGAGGAUAUUGUUGUCCUAAAAUAUAUUUCGUUGGUGGAGAGAUGAAGCACUGACACUUUCAACGACAGGCAGGCAUUUUCUCUGUCACUUGGCUGAGUGGAUGUCUAGACAGAUGGACAGAUGUAUGAAAGGAUUUAUACCAUGGUGAAUUCACGCUACAGCUGGUAAUGAAUCCUUACAAAAAACUAUGGCUAAAUCAAAGCCAUAAGCAAGGGAUCCGAACGAUUCUAAAAAUCCAAGCAAUUUAACAACUAAUCGGAAUACUAUGUCUUUGGAUGGCUUGACAGCCUAAAUCUGAAUGUAGCAACUGCUGAAUGAGAGCUAUGAGAGGAUACUGUAUGAGUGGAAAAGAAGCUGAUGAGCUCUCUGAAAGACAAAGAGACAGAUCAAAGAAUGGAUAUCAGGGUUUUGGAGAGCACAGUGGAGAUUGUGUUAAGAAUACAUUAAGAGACAAUGUUAUAGGCAACUGAUCACAGACUGACAGGUUGUGUCAGAUUAUAAAAAAAUUCUGUCAGCGUUGUCUGACAGAGUGAUUGAUUCUCUCCUUUAUUACCAUCCAAAAUGGAAGUGUUUUGAUGUAAGCUCAAUCUUGUUUCAAGGAUUUUCAGACAACACACACACACACACACACACACACAUAAAUGUGUGCAUAUAAAUACAUGCACAAGAAGGCAUACACCUACAGGCGCUAACAAACACAUGCACACACACGUGCAGUAUACUCACUUUAACACAAUCAAGUACUCCACACACACAGCAAGCGAGGGGUAGACCAUUUAUUACUGCAGAUAUCUACUGGCCUGUAUUCAUGUUUCAAAGAGUUAUCAACUUGCAAAGUCUGAGCUAAUAAGUCACCUAUAACUUAUG